Molecule: messenger RNA, 641 nt
Organism: Saprolegnia diclina VS20
Lineage: Eukaryota; Oomycota; Saprolegniomycetes; Saprolegniales; Saprolegniaceae
Exons: 1
Coding region: 24-581 (185 amino acids)
Source: RefSeq, a predicted model, not a curated record
UUUGAGUCACACCAUCUUCAUGCAUGCAUAGCCUUUGCAUCUCGAAGCAUGUCGUCCGACGACGCCCACGAGCUCUGAGGACGUUGACACGGUCCACGAAUCUGACCGAGAGUAGUAACAGUUGCUUUGGACUCUCGCCUGAUGGACCUCCGCGUCGCGGGCUCGUGAAGAUUCGACCGAGAUUCAUGCGCUUACCGAUCCAAGCUAUUAGCGAAUCUGCGGUUUGGUGCCACCUUGCAGUGUUGAGGCCACUGCUGUGGUGUAUCGUUCAAUUCGCCUCCAUUGCUACAAGCCGUUUCUACUUUUUUGGGAUGGAGUACUUGCCCGCGCUUCGCCGCAAGCGCCCGUGGCAGCCCACGAGUCCUGGCGACGUUUUUGCCGAGAUCGCACGCCUCAAGGAGCGGCGCCGCCUCAUCCAGGCCAAGCGCACCGAGGCGCUCACGAGCCUCGGCUUUACCGAUUUGCUCACGAGCCCGUCCACGACGCUCGUCCCUUCUUUGGCGACCAACGAGGCGUGUUCCAGUAGCCUUCGCCCGGCGUCCGCGCCCGAUCUAGUGCAGCAGCGUUGCCCCCGUUGCUAAACAUUGUACUUUGUCGCUUUGCAUACACGGGGUUGUAUGCCGGAGCUGGCGGCUUGUUCA